CGUUCUGCUUUUCAAUCUCCGAGCCAUAAAGAAGACAUGAAGAUCAUAACGUGGAACAUCAAUGGUAUUCGAGCAACGAAAUCCCCCCUGAAGAAAGUGAUAGAUGAUUUAGAUGCUGACAUCGUGUGCUUCCAAGAGACCAAAGUUACUCGUGACCAGUUGGAUGAGCCUACUGCAAUAGUUGAAGGUUACAGUUCUUAUUAUAGUUUCUCUAAAGUGAGAAGUGGAUAUUCAGGUGUGGCAACGUACUGCAAAACCCAUGCAACCCCAGUGAAGGCAGAGGAGGGUCUGACUGGUCUCUUAGCAACCACAGGGGAUGAUAGUGCUUUGAUUGGUUGCUAUGGUAACCAUGCUGAUUUCACUGAUGAAGAACUACAGAGUCUGGACAAUGAGGGGCGUGUUAUCAUCACCCAACAUAAAAUCAGGGCAGAAGAAAGCAAGGAAGAGCUACUGACUAUCAUCAAUGUGUAUGUCCCCCGUGCUGACCCAGAGAGGGAAGACAGACAGGUGUUCAAACAGAGGUUCUGUCAGCUUCUUCAGACUAGAGCCGAGGCUCUCGUCCACGCGGGCAGCCAUGUCAUCAUACUUGGAGAUCUGAACAUCUCUCACAGGCAGAUAGACCACUGUGAUCCUGUGGAGAAGGAGGAAUUUGAUGCCCGUCCAAGCCGCAAAUGGCUCAAUGCAUUCCUAAAGCCAAUAGGGACAGCAGCAGAACCAGCUCAGGAUGUGGAAGCAGACACAGACUCUAUUGUCACAGGGGGCAUAUUCGUUGACACGUUUCGUUAUUUCCGUCCCAAUGAAAAAAAUGCUUUCACAUGUUGGAACACCUCCACAGGAGCCAGACAGACCAACUACGGAACCAGGAUAGACUACAUUCUGGCCAGUGCUGACCUCUGUGAAGGGCUGGUCAGGGACUGUGUAAUCCGUCCAGAUAUAGAGGGAAGUGACCACUGCCCAGUUAAGGCAGAGUUGACCUGUGAUAUUGUACAGUCUGCAAAAUAUCCACCCAUUUGUACGAAAUUUAUGCCAGAAUUUUCAGGGAAGCAGCAAAAGCUGUCAGAAUUUUUCAGUAAGUCUGUUAAGGAGCCAAAGCAUACUUCAGUGGAGUUGGUUAAAUCAGAGGCCACCAUUUUCAAGGAGGAAUUUUGUGAAAAAGAUGAAUCUGUGACAGAUGCCCGUACCAUUACAGAGGUCAAACACAAAACAGAAACAAGACUCCUUUCCAAAAGAGCUGCACCUCUGUUAAUGAAGCAGACAUCCAAAAAGUCCAAAAUGCAUGAUAGGAAAGGCAAACAGUCUAGUUUAAUGAAUUUUUUUGUUUCAAAAACAAUUACUCCGGCCAAAGAAAAAGGUUCUCUUGACUCUGGGAUUGAAAACAGAACUUGCAUUGAAGAUGGGAUAUUUCUUUCCCAGAACAGCGACGGAGAGGGAACUUAUUCUUCACAAGAGAGCAAUGAGACCUCAUCAGUCACAUACAGUGAAUCGAUAUCACUACACUCCUCACAGGAAAGCAACGAAACUCCAUCAUCCCAGGAGACGAUCAACAAAAGCCAAAAUCUAAAAGACGCUUGGAAAACGAUGUUGAAAGGACCACCCAAACCGCCAUCUUGCAAGGGGCAUAAAGAGCCGUGUGUUCUGAGAACGGUUAAGAAAGAAGGCGUGAAUUUUGGCAGACAGUUCUGGUGUUGUGCCCGGCCCCAGGGACAUGCUUCUAACCCACUGGCAAGGUGUGAACACUUUGAAUGGCUGCCUAAGAAAAAGAAGGGCAGUUUAAAGUAGCAUGUGUGCAUAAAAUUUCAUUUAUCUCUUUUUUUGUAAAAGACAACAUAUUGAAACAGGAAUUAUGUGAAACAAUUAAAAAAUAUGCAAUUUAUUGUGCAGUGGGAUAUGAAAGUUUAUGCUAGAACUAUAAGACUUCACUGAAACUGACAUAAAAAUGCCUUUUUUAAAUAAAAGUGGCAAUUUUAUAUUAAUGUUUUUGGGAAAUUUGAAGAAAAAAUUCAAAAGAACAUUCAGGUAACAACAUAUGGGUAAAUUAUCCAGAAGAUAUUGAAGGAUUACACUCUUGAUCAAAACUGUUCUAUGCACAACUAAAACUUCAGGUUGUAAUUUUUUUAUUAAAUUAUUCAUAUCCUGUAAAAAGAAAGAAAGAAAAAAUACACUUGUCUCAAUAAUUUUUGUGUUGUUCUACCCGUCGCUAUAAUACCAUUUUUGGGCAAUGUACUAAGUAAGUUGAAUGAGGGAAGGUUUCUGCGUAUACAGAUAGUAUUGUAGUAUUGCCUCAGCUUUACACAGGAAUGUCUAUCAGUUCUGUAGGAACACAGGAAGAAAAAACACCAACAUUUGAACAUCUGAUACUGUUGUGUGUUUCUUUGGAGUGAGAAAACUGGUGCAGCUGACCCCUGAAUAUGGCUUUAAUAUCUGCAACCAGCUCCUAAAGGAAGUUUGCCUCAAUAUUGCUUGAUGGGGAGGUGUCUGGGUGCAACCUCUAUUCCAUAGCUAUUACCUGUU
Lingula anatina is the source of this 2511-nucleotide messenger RNA. RefSeq names its product DNA-(apurinic or apyrimidinic site) endonuclease 2. Gene Ontology annotation, biological process: base-excision repair. Gene Ontology annotation, cellular component: nucleus. Lineage: Eukaryota; Metazoa; Brachiopoda; Lingulata; Lingulida; Lingulidae. Gene Ontology annotation, molecular function: zinc ion binding; DNA binding; endonuclease activity. The record is from RefSeq and is a predicted model, not a curated record.